This is a messenger RNA of Helianthus annuus (common sunflower), 1325 nucleotides long. Its product is annotated as pheophytinase, chloroplastic. Gene Ontology annotation, biological process: chlorophyll metabolic process. Gene Ontology annotation, cellular component: chloroplast. NCBI's taxonomy places the organism in Eukaryota, Viridiplantae, Streptophyta, Magnoliopsida, Asterales, Asteraceae. Bases 37 to 1149 code for a protein of 370 amino acids. The transcript has 6 exons. The record is from RefSeq and is a predicted model, not a curated record. Gene Ontology annotation, molecular function: chlorophyllase activity.
AAGGCAUAUCAGAAAUUGUAAAAGGAAAAAAGGAAAAUGGCAGGAGGGGCUGUAAAGGCAACUGCUUUCCUCCAACGACCACCACUCAUACUCCCACACCGUCAUCCGGUGAACCACCUUAAUGUUCGCCGGAGAUUCGCCGGAGCAAAUUCUAUCAAUCUAACCAAUUCAUUUGCUUGUAGAUGUACAACCACAAAUGCUGCCAGUGGUGUGUUGACAAUUGCACCAUUGGAGGUGAACACGAUCAAGGAAACAUGUAGCAAGUGGGAGUGGAGAGGCUACACUAUUAAUUACUUCAAGUACCAAGGGCAAAAUGGUCAGAAAUCCAACCCUCCCUUGCUUCUUGUUCAUGGUUUUGGUGCUUCUGUUGCUCACUGGCGCAGGAAUAUCCCGACGUUAGCUCAGACCAGUACAGUUUACGCCAUUGAUCUUCUUGGUUUUGGGGCUUCAGAUAAACCAAUCGGUUUCGCAUACACCAUGGAAACAUGGGCACAGUUGAUAUUGGAUUUCUUGGAAGAAAUUGUCCAAAAGCCCACAGUGCUUGUUGGGAACUCUGUUGGAAGUCUCGCGUGUGUUAUUGCUGCUGCAGAUGCUCAGAAUUCACUGGUUAAAGGGCUUGUUCUGUUAAACUGUGCGGGUGGCAUGAACAAUAAGGCGAUAGUUGAUGAUUGGCGAAUUAAGCUUUUAUUUCCUUUGUUAUGGUUUAUUGAUUUCUUGUUGAAGCAAAAAGGAAUUGCAUCUUUCAUCUUUGAACGGGUCAGACAAAGAGAGAGUCUUAGAAACAUCCUGUUAUCAGUUUAUGGAAACAAAGACUCUGUUGAUGAUGAUCUCAUAGAGAUAAUCAGGGAACCAGCACUUGAUGAAGGGGCACUAGACGCCUUUGUCUCCAUCGUGACCGGGCCACCAGGGCCGAACCCUGUUCACUUGAUGCCAAAAAUUAAACUUCCCGUCUUAAUCCUGUGGGGUGAUGAUGACCCGUUUACGCCUCUUGACGGGCCAGUUGGUAAAUACUUCUCAUCCCUACCGUCGAAAGUCCAAAAUGUUAACCUCUCUGUUUUACAAGGUGUUGGACACUGCCCUCAUGAUGACAGGCCGAAUUUGGUUCAUGAAAAGUUGGUCCCAUGGGUGGCCGCUCUUUCUUCUUCAUAAACAUAUUCAUGUAUUGAUGAUUGUAUAGGUCCGUCAGUUCAUAUAUUCCAAUGUUAUUGGCAUUACACGCUGUAAAAGUACAUUGGAAAACCGAAAUCUACGGUACAUUUUGACAACAUUACAUGAUGUAAGAAUCAAAGAAUCAAUGGUAAAUUAACCCGACCCACAUGGAAGAA